AUGAUAAACGUGUCUGGCCACAAUGCCAACUCCCUCAUCGAGCUGGAGGGUCUGUUGAGCAUGGAUGGGACGCCACACGAGCGAGUCCCCGUCGACGAUUAUUUCAGCCAUUAUUUGGAGGGUCUGUCGUCUCUAGCAGCACAGAAGGCCGUCCCUGCAAACACAGGCCGCUCUGACAGUGCAUGCCUGUCCAACUCCUGCACCCCUCCGGUGUCCGGCUCAGAGGCUCCGGCGUGCAGCAUGAUGAUUGCAGCAGGCAGCUUGCCUUCCUCGGUGCAGAUGCAGCCCAUGCCACCGCAGGUGGCCACGGCAGCGGGCGGGGCCGCCCCCUGGGCGCUGCCGCUUAUGCCGGGCAUGAUGAUGAUGCAGCCAGGCGGCCCCACGGUGGCAGCCAUGCCCCUUAUCCCUCUGCUUGGAGGCAUGCCCAUGAUGGCAGUUGGCAAGCAGCAGCAGCCGGCAGCCGGCAAGAAUGGCAUCAGUGGCCGCCAGCACCAACGCCAGGCCACUAAUCGCGAGGCACAGAAGCGCUACCGCGAGCGGCAGAAGGCGCGGCUGCUGGAGAUGCAGGUUGCCAUCGACUCGCUGACGCGCCAGCUGGCGCAGCACCAGAAAGUGCAGAGCCAGAACCUGAAGCUGGAGGAGCAGCACUACCGUCUGCAGGCACAGCUGGCAAGGAUUGAGAAUGAGGCGGAGGCUCUGCAGUGGCAGCGGCAGCAGCAGCAGCAUGAAGCGCGGCAGUUGUGCCGCAAUGGCCGCUGCAGGGCCGCCAGCCCAGAGGCAGCAGUGGCUGUUGAUGAGUCGAGCCGAGAGGGGCGGCAGCAGGCGGAAGGCGCUCCGCAGCAGCCAGCAGAGCAGGCAAGGCAGGAUUCCUCGGUGGCCGGCUCAGCCGUGGGGGAGCGGCACGACUCUGCCGGCAGCCUGCCCACAGACAGUGACGCUGUGUUUGGCAGCGCCGAGGCAGCGGCGGCCACAGCUGGCCAGCACAACGGUAGCGCCACCGAGCAGCUGGCGGCAGCAGCGGCAGCCGCAGCAGCUGAGGCUUUGGGGGAACCGACGGUGGGCAUGUAUGGGGAGCCGCCGCCUCACGAGGCGUUUGAUGACCUGCUUGCUCGCUUCCAGGCGCAGGUGAACAAAGUGAAAGACUUUCUGGCCGAGCAGCGGCUUUGCAACCACAACCCCUCUGCGCUGGUGCUCAGCACGGCCACGCGCGGCCAGCUGUUUGCACUGAUGCAGGAGAGCCUGGGCAUCUGCCGCGACCUGCUGCGUGUGGAGGGCGUGGAGGUGAUCAACAUGCUGGUCGCCAACGAGGAGACGAUGGGCGUGGCAGCAGAGCCGGGCAGCCAUGUACGCCGCAAGUGGCUGCACGUCAUCCAGGUACUGCAGCUGACCCCCGAACAAAAGCAGCAGUUGAUGCUGCAGCGCAGUGCGCACCUGGCCCUCAUGCGCCGCAUCUAUCAGCAGCGCCAGCAGCUCAACAUGCAGGCCAUGUCCCUCAUGCUGCUGGGCCCCAGCAGCAUGAUGCCCAGCAGCGACAGCGCCGCAGCCGGCACCGGCAACGCAGUGGUCCGCGCAGCCAGCAGCGCGCAGGCUGCCAAGCUGGCCGGCGUUCUGAACCUUGUCAAGGAGAACCUGAGGCGGGAGCAGCGUGCGGCAAUGGAAAUCAACUCGUGGUGA
Messenger RNA from Chlorella variabilis, 1674 nucleotides. RefSeq lists its product as hypothetical. Bases 1 to 1674 code for a protein of 557 amino acids. The transcript has 8 exons. Lineage: Eukaryota; Viridiplantae; Chlorophyta; Trebouxiophyceae; Chlorellales; Chlorellaceae. The record is from RefSeq and is a predicted model, not a curated record.